Molecule: messenger RNA, 1506 nt
Organism: Cordyceps fumosorosea ARSEF 2679
Lineage: Eukaryota; Fungi; Ascomycota; Sordariomycetes; Hypocreales; Cordycipitaceae
Product: Zn(2)-C6 fungal-type DNA-binding domain protein
Exons: 5
Coding region: 1-1506 (501 amino acids)
Biological process (GO): regulation of DNA-templated transcription
Molecular function (GO): DNA-binding transcription factor activity, RNA polymerase II-specific; zinc ion binding
Source: RefSeq, a predicted model, not a curated record
AUGGUUGGCGUUCCUGGAAGAUCAAAAGGCUGCCGAACCUGCCGGCGGCGCAAGAAAGGCUGCGACAAGGUCGAGCCCGCGUGCUCGCAGUGCCGCGCCGCAGGGCUGCCAUGCGAGGGCUACGGCCGCGACCUCGUCUGGGUCAACUCGACCACCUCCGCCGCGCCGCCCACCGGACGUCCACCCCCCGCCGCCGCCCAGCCGGCUCCGUGGCACGUCCGCCACGCGGGCACCGGUACCGGCACCCCCGUAGUCCUGCGGGACUCGCUCGCUCGCACGGCGCGCGAGCAAAAGUACCUGGGCCUGUUCUGCGCGUCCGUGGUCGGGCACCAGCACGGCGACGGCCAGCUGGUGGUCACGGGGCUGCGGACGUACUCGGCGGCGCUGGCGGAGAUGGCGGCGGCGACGGCGAACGAGGAGCGGAGGCUAGGGGACGGGUUGCUGGCGGCAUCGCGGCUGAUGGAGUUUUACGAGAUUCUUUUCGGGAAUGAUUCGGGAGCGUAUCCGGAUGCGACGAUGCAUGUGGACGGGUGGCGUGGUCACAACAACGGUCAGAUGGCACUGGUGCUGGCAAGAGGCCCCUCGAAACUGCAGUCUGGAACGGGACACCAGUUGUUUGCUGACGGGCGGUUAAACAUGGUUGUGGGCGACAUCGCGAGACGAAGACGCUCGGAGCUCGCCACGCCGCAAUGGAAGCAAGAACCUUGGAAAACGCAGAGCAAGUCCAUCAAGGACAAGCUGAUAGACAUAUUGGUGGAUGUUCCGGGGCUUCUGGAAGACCUGGACAAAGUCAAGGCCACAGACGAUCCCGAUGCGAAGGAGCGGGCACGACUACGCGCGCUCGUCGCGUGCAAGGCAUGCCACCACCAGCUCACCCUCUGGGAGGGUGAAGUAGGUGACGAUCUGUUUGUCUACGACUACGUCGUCUCUGGCGAUCCUUUGCCGGUGCCCAAGACGGACGUUGACACCGCGCUGCUCCAAAUGACCAGCCUUUACUGGGUUGUCUGCAUCCUGCUCUACUCUACCAUCGGUCUGCUGAUGAGGGAAGCGCGGCAACCACCAGCAACACCCCAACCACGUCCCGGUCCGCCAUCCUAUCCCUCACCACCCGCCUCCGUCUCGCCCGACAAGCCGUCGCCCGCAUCUCCGUCUCCGACGGACGACGACCGUCGCAACCCCAGGCUCUGCGCGCACAAGAUCGCGCGCUCCGUGCACCUCUUCUGGGAGCCCGCCGCGGGCGCCUUUGGCAACCACGUCGGGCUGCUUCCCCUCGGAGUCGCCAUGCGCUUCCUGGCCGGCACGGAGCCGCGCAUCGAGGCCAGCGACGCGUACAGCCGCAUGCGCAGCCUGUUCCGCCGCCCGUUCCUGGGCUCGCACGUCGGCACGUUCCUGUCGAACCUGCAGCGCGAGGCGCCGAGCGAGGAGCUGCGCGGGAUGGGGGGCGAUGAGGGCAUACAGGCGCGCGCGCACGCGUGGUGGCACCGCAGCGGCAGCUCAGGCUCAUGA